This is a messenger RNA of Engraulis encrasicolus (European anchovy), 1920 nucleotides long. Its product is annotated as piggyBac transposable element-derived protein 2-like. Bases 518 to 1834 code for a protein of 438 amino acids. NCBI's taxonomy places the organism in Eukaryota, Metazoa, Chordata, Actinopteri, Clupeiformes, Engraulidae. The transcript is spliced from 2 exons. The record is from RefSeq and is a predicted model, not a curated record.
CCCUACAUAUUGUGCAUGUCACUUCAAACUAUCAAAACCAAUCAGAAUGCUUUAUUAGACAUCAUAUUACAAUCCAAUGUGGUUUGGGUUCCUGUGUAUUGCAACAUUAGAAGGUGGGACUUCCUUUCUUGACCAGCAGUCGAUGGAGCACAUGGCAUGAGAAAGAGCCAUUGGAGGGGGUGAGGAUGAGGCCAUUGAUGAUGACGAGACUGUGGAGGAUCAAGAAGAUCAGGAAGAUGAUCAAGAAAAUGAUCCAUCUCAUGGAAGAAGUAAUUCUACCCAAACCCCAAGAUGGAAAACAUCACACAUCCCUGCCUCUUCUGAAUAUCCCGAAUGGACAGGCAUUCUCCAACACUCUGGCGAUAUCCAGUCUCCAUACCGUUACUUCAAGAGGUUUUUCUCAGAUGAUUUGAUUGAGUCCAUUGUUCAAGAAACCAAUUUGUUUAGCGUGCAACAAAAUCCAGCCAAGCCACUUGACCUUACAGUUGAUGAGCUUGAACAGUUCCUUGGUACAGUAAUGUACAUGUCCCUCUUCCGCCUCCCAGCCACCCGAAUGUAUUGGAGCCGAAGUACACGUGUUGCGCAAGUUGCCGAUGUGAUGUCCCUCACACGGUGGGAGGCCAUCAAGAGAUGUCUCCAUUUCAAUGACAACAAUAGCCUCCCUACACGAGAGAUGCCCAAUUUUGACGAGCUGUACAAGAUUCGCCCUCUCCUCGAUCAUAUCCUGCCCAAGUUGAGAGAAAUUCCAAUGCAGGAGAUGCUGUGCGUUGAUGAGCAGAUGGUACCUUUCAAAGGAAAAAGCAGAAUUAAGCAGUACCUACCCAGUAAGCCAAAGAAGUGGGGGUACAAAAUUCUACUUCUUUGUGGAUCCAAUGGCAUUCCAUACAAUUUGGAGGUGUUUGUGGGGAAAGCUGUACAUCCACCUGAAUUGGCAGAUAUAGGUGCAAGCGGCAAUGUGGUGCUUCGUUUAGCCGAACCAAUCCCAAAACAUCAAAAUUUCAAGAUGUUUUUCGACAACUGGUUUACCUCCGUUAAACUAAUGCAUGUGUUGGCACAGCAAGGCAUCCAUUGUGUAGGCACGGUGCGCCUAAACCGCUUACCAGGCAGUUGUAUGGCGAAGGAGGAGGAUCUGAAAAAGGCAGGCCGUGGGUCCUUCCAGGAAAAGACGGCAUUAGUUGGCUCCACUGAGUUGCAUGCCGUGAGAUGGUACGACAACAGGUCCGUUACCCUUCUCAGUACGUAUCAAGGAGCUCAGCCCAUGUCCCAGGUUGACCGAUGGGACAAACGGCAAAAAAAAGUCCUCCAAGUGGCAUGUCCUGCAGUCGUGUCAACAUACAACCGACACAUGGGGGGUGUUGAUUUGCUUGAUUCCUUGAUUGCGCUGUACCGCAUACAUAUCAGGUCAAAGAAAUGGUACCACCGCCUUGUCUUCCAUGUGAUUGACCUGGUGGUGGUGACAAGCUGGCUACUCUAUCGACAGGAUUGCGUAGAGAGCGGGAUGGCAAGAGGUGACCACAUGGCCCUUUAUGCCUUCAAAUCAGAGGUGGCACAGAGUCUGUGCAAAUUUCAGAAAGAGGGGAAAAAAAGAGGCAGACCCAGUGGAAUCGCACAAAAAUAUGAGGAAAAGAAGAGGAGGCAGGGACCAACGGCUCCCAUCCCCAACCAUGAUGUCCGCUUGGACAAAACAUCCCACUGGCCAAUUAUGGCAGACAAGAAGGGAAGAUGCAGGGUGCCUGGGUGCAGGGGAACACCCAAAGUCAUGUGCGGAAAGUGCAAUGUGCACUUGUGCUUCACCGCACAAAGCAACUGCUUCAUGAAUUUCCACAUGGAAUAAGGUUUAAAUAUAAGGUUUACAUGAUGGACAAUUCAGUUGGUAAUGUCAAAAUGUGUUUAGUUUGUUCUAUUUGACAUUUCAGUGUU